UCUUCUUUUCUUCCUCUUUACUUUUUAUCAUAUUAUGGUGUUUAAUCAGCGUGGACGUGGAAGAGGCAGUGUAUUUAGUGCUGUCUCACACGACGCUUUUAAUCAACAACAGCAAGGUUUUCAAGCGCAAGGUUUUCAACCACAAGGCUUUCAACCUCAAAGCUUUCAACCUCAAAGCUUUCAGCUGCAGGGUUUUCAACAACGUCAACCUUUUCAGCAACAACAACAACAACAACAACAACAACAGCCUCAACAACACCAUCAGCAACAGUCUAUGUUUCGUAACCCAAACACCAAGCAACGUGGGCGUGGCCGCAAUAACAACAACAGCAAUCACUUUGAUGCUUCUCUCAAUGAAGCUCUUGGCCAAUCUUCUUUUGCCUACUUUUAGCUUUAUUACGCCUACUAAAAAGAAAUCAUUCCAACCCAAGAAGGCCAGCCCCAUGUUGGUAGACGACACAGACAAACAGUCGCGUGUGACAGCUGCAGAUAGAGCGCAGCGGUUUGGAUCAACUAGCAAAAGUGCUGAUUAUGACAGAAUGAAAAAGAAUCGUGUGGCUGAACGACAACAAGCUAUUGAAGAUGGUCUUAUUCCUGAUCCAAAUGCUCCUGUUAGACUGGAAGAUGCUAUUGAUUUCCGUGGUACUUGUGAAGCUAAAUGUCCUGAUUUUGAAAUUCUCGAAAGAGAAAUUCAGAAUGGUCUGGAUGCCCUUGAAAUGGAUACGUUUGGUAAUGCAGACAAGAAUAGAGUAGUUAAAGCCUAUAGAAGGUCUGCUGCUGGUAAUGAACAACCCUUACCCUCUGAUGUUAGAACACCUCGAUCUCUUGUGUCUACUUUGAACUAUCUGAUUGAUGAGGUGUUGGCACAACAACCUUUGGAGAAAUGUCAUGCUUUUAUUCGUGACAGAACAAGAUCUAUACGUCAAGAUUUCACUUUGCAAAAUAUUCGAGAUGUUACUGCUGUUCAAGUACAUGAACGCAUUGCUCGUUUCCAUAUCUUAUGUCUCCAUGAAAUGUGUGAACUUGAUGAAUCAAAAUUCAGUGAACAGCAAGAAACAGAGCAAUUGCGCAAAGUUCUUCUUAGUUUAAUGGAAUUUUAUGACGAUCUACGCGAAGAAGGCAUUGAAACUGAAAAUGAACCUGAAUUUCGUGCUUAUCAUAUGCUCAGUCAUAUCCGUGAUCAAGAUGUUGUACGUCAAGCACAAACAUUGCCUGUACAUAUCUUUCGACACCCUUACAUGACACGCGCUAUUGAAUUCUUUGGCUUGGCUCAAAGAAACAACGAAAUCAUGGAAACCAGUUCAAGACGUAAUAAGCCAGAGAAUGUAGAAGCAUCACAGAACUUUUAUUCCAAGUUCUUUAAACUGAUUGCUGAUCCUGGUACACCUUUCUUAAUGGCCUGUAUGCUGGAAUGUCAUUUUGCUGAUAUCAGAAAAGGUGCAUUGAAAGCCAUGAAUGUGUCUUAUAUGAUGAAGGCUGGUGGUGUUGAAGCUGAACAUGUUCGACAAGUACUUGCUUAUGACUCACUCAAGCAUCUUUUGAAUGAAGUUGCUCUGUAUGGUAUUCCUCUGGACAUGUCACUAGAUGAACCUACCAUUUGUUUUGGCCAGAAACAUUAUCGUACCAAGACACCUAUCUUUGUUGAACCACUCUCAAAUCCAUCUCAAAAGAAGUCCAUACAACUUGUUGAACCCAAGAAGAAUGGACAAAGCUUCCAAAGUAUUAUUUAUGGAGAGCAAACCCAUUUCGAACGCCAUCAACCCAUACCAUUCACUUCUCAACCCAAUGUCCAUCAACCUAUCUCUAUCACCAAUGUAUUCAAACCGAAAGCACCUGUUUCAGCUAGUUUUACCUAUUCUGAACUUACAGGUGAACCGGCUCAAUUUAAAAAAAAAGAUUUGGUGUACUCUAAACAACAACAAGAUAAGCAGCGUGAAUUGGAGCAAUUGGAAGGCAAAGUGAAUGCUGCUGAAGAAGCUGCAGCUGCACAACGAAAGAAACUGGACGCCUUAAUGGCACAAAAGAAACAAGAAGAAGAGCGUAAACGAAAAGAAGCAGAACAGAAACAAAAAGAAGAAGAAGCCAGGCGACGUCAACUAGAAGAAGAACAAGAGCGCCAACGCCAAGAAGCUGAACAAGAACGUAUACGGAGAGAGCAACAGAUUGCUGCGGAAAAGGCUAAAUUAGAACAAUUGCGUCGUGAACAGCGAGAUCAACAAGUAGCUGCUAUGCAUCGUCAAGUUGUCAAAUCUCAAUUAUGCAAUCGUUGGUUGAAUGAAUUGAUGGAAAAAGCAAUUAUGGAUACAGCAUUUGAAAGAGCUAAAAAGAGUCAAAAGACGCAACGCUUCAUUCAACAUCAUACUCAACCAUGGGUUCACCGUGUUCGUCAGCGUAUCGAGAAGCGUAACGCAAAUGCAUUAAAACGCCAUCGUAUGUGGCAUUUCAACGCUUGCAUUAAUGGUAGCAACCCUUACAUAAAUACACCUGUUCAGACAGCAAGACCUAUACAUUCCACACCAGAAGGUAUUCGAAUGCGUGUAGCUCAAAGCUUGCAAGCAGAAGCAUUUGCUCUGGAAAAUGUCAAGAUUUCAGAAGAUGUUCAAACAACUAUCUGGGAAACUCAAGACUUUGCUAUUUCCUCUAUAUACCCUCGAAUUCAAAAUAAGAUGCCUAUCAUAUCUUCUAAACCUACAUGGCAACUGAUAAUCAAUGUUGCAGAUAUACACCUUGAUUCUUCUGUUUGGUUUUCGCAUAAACUUGGUCUUGAUACAGAAUUCAACAGUCGAAAACAAAGAUAUCAAGCAUUUGACAUUGUUACCCGUAUGGUAACUCCUCAACUGGAUCUCCCUAGUCAAUGGGUAGAUGAAACUGGUGCUGUUAUCUUUUCUUUGCCUGAAGCACCAAGAGAACAAACACAGCAACAAAGACAAUUCUACUGGAAUGAAAACAAAAAACGCCUUGAUAAACUAUCAAAUGAUUUGGAAAAAUACUUUCCUGGAAAAAGAGUGCCUUUCUUGUUUACUUACUUCCCUGAUGCUUCCUGUCUUGAAAGCACUUUAUCAAAUAUACCUCUUUCAUUGGGACUGAAUUCGAAUAGAACAGUCAGUGAUUACCACAUCCUUAUUAUGAACAAACUAACGAUUGUUGAACGCUUCCAAGAUGAACUGAAUUGGCUAAGCAAUAAUACUAUUACCAAUCGCUUUGACAUGUAAAAAAUAUAAAUAAAAAUAAAU
Gilbertella persicaria is the source of this 3233-nucleotide messenger RNA. Its product is annotated as SAC3/GANP/Nin1/mts3/eIF-3 p25 family-domain-containing protein. Gene Ontology annotation, biological process: mRNA export from nucleus. The transcript is spliced from 9 exons. NCBI's taxonomy places the organism in Eukaryota, Fungi, Mucoromycota, Mucoromycetes, Mucorales, Choanephoraceae. Gene Ontology annotation, cellular component: nucleus; transcription export complex 2; cytoplasm. The record is from RefSeq and is a predicted model, not a curated record. Bases 342 to 3212 code for a protein of 956 amino acids.